Capsicum annuum is the source of this 2345-nucleotide messenger RNA. RefSeq lists its product as uncharacterized. The transcript is spliced from 10 exons. The record is from RefSeq and is a predicted model, not a curated record. Lineage: Eukaryota; Viridiplantae; Streptophyta; Magnoliopsida; Solanales; Solanaceae. Gene Ontology annotation, biological process: box C/D snoRNP assembly. Gene Ontology annotation, molecular function: RNA binding. The coding region runs from base 134 to 2125 and encodes 663 amino acids. Gene Ontology annotation, cellular component: nucleus.
AACAUUGUGGGCCACUCGUUCCCUUUUGCGGGUCAUGUACUCAUUUUUCUCCUAAAACCCUAGAAAACUGGAACCUUAAACCCCUGGCUCCCUCCUUCACACUAGUCAGUAACUUUUGGAUCUUCGAAGAACCAUGAUACCCCCUCGAAAGUCGCGCCCUCGGCGUAACGGAACUGUUCCCUCACCUCCCCCGCAGGUAAUGGGUAACCCGGGAAGCUUUAUGCAAGACCAUAUGCAAAAUCAGCAUCAGAUGGCAUUUCCAAACAACAAUAACCCUGGGCAGCUUUUGCCAUUCCCAAUGAACCAGAUGAAUAAUAAUGCGAAUUCUCAACAAAAAGGUCAAUUCUUGGCCCAAAAUACUGUUAACCCACCUCAAUUUUCGAAUCAGAGUGUUGGUUUUGGUGGUUGUUUUCCCAAUCCAAUGCAAAAUAUUAAUCAGCUCCUCCAAAUGCAAAUGGCUUUGCAAAUGCAAAUGCAAAUGCAAAUGGCAAGUUAUGCUCAGGUUGUUCCUGGGAGUGUGCCCAUGUAUCCAAACCAGGUGUCUUCUCAGGGUAUGGGAAUUCAAAAUUCUAACAUUGCCAUGAAUAAUGCGCAUUUGGAUCGUGUGAAUGCAAGUGGAACUGCCCAGCAGUUGCAAGGGCAGUUGCCAGUGAUGAACUCUUUUGGCAUGGGUCAGCAGCCACAAACUCAGAACUUCAAUGCUCCAGCUAAGCCGCAGGUUUCUCAAGGUAUGGGCCCUCAGAGUUCCAACUUUGGCAUGAAUGGACAUUUGGGUCUUGUGAAUGCCAAUGUUGCCGUCCAGCAGUCUAAGAAUGGCUCAUCUAAGCAAAUGCCUAAUGCGGCUCAGCAAUUGCGAGGCCAGUUGCCUCUGAUAAAUCCUUUCGGCUUUGUUCAGCAGCCACAGACUCAGAACUUCAAUGCUCCUGCUUCUGCUAAUACACAGGUGUGUCAGGGUAUGGGGCCUCAAAGUUCCAACUUUGGUGUGAAUGCACAUUUGGGUCUUUUCAAUGCCAAUGGAACUGUCCAGCAAAUGCCUAAUAUGAAUCAGCAAUUGCUAGGCCAGUUACCUGCGAUGAAUCCAUUUAGCUUUGUUCAGCAGCCACAAACACAGAACAUCAAUGCUCUUGCUUCUACUAAUGCACAGGCAAAUUCUGGAUGUGUUGUUGGCCUUAACCCAUUAAAAGGCAACCAGCAAAAUUCUUACAAUACUAACUUCUCUAGGAAUCAAAAGCGUGGCGAAAAGAAGUCUAAGUUUGGUAAAGGGAAGUUCUCAACUCAUAAUAAAAGCCUGGAAAAAGGUCAUCACAGAAAUUCAGAGAAAAAAAACAUUCUUACUAAUUCAGUGAAACCUGAGAUGGAGAAAAAGAGAUCUCUCUUGGUGACUUACUCGGCACAAGAAAUCCGACAGUGGCGAGAAGCACGCCGUAAGAAUUAUCCUUCAAAAGCAAACAUUGAGAAGCAGCGGACAGGGAAAAUGGUAGAGUCCGAGGAUAGUUCAUGUGCUGCCAAGUUGCGCCGUCGGCAACUUAAGGAAGUUCUAGCCAAGCAGGCUGAGUUAGGCGUUGAAGUUGCAGAAAUACCAUCAUCCUAUCUGUCAGAUACCGAUAAACAAGUGGAUGUAAGGGAUCAAAGAAGGCCACUGAGUAGGAAAGAGAGGUUCCAUAAGAGGUUCAAUAAAAUAGAUAAGUUCAAUCGAAAUGAUCGGUUCUCCAAGAAACGAAGAUUUGGGAACUCCAAUUCAUCGAAUACUCGUGAUCAAAUGGGUUUUCCUGCAGGAAAAGUGAACGUGAACCGUGAAUCUGCAACUAAAGCUGCACAAAUUGCAAGAGAACCAACACUACUACAGAAGCUAUUGAGUUCAGAUAUUCGGAGAGAUAAACGCCGCCUGUUGCAGGUCUUUAGGUUCAUGACCAUGAAUUCUUUCUUUAAAGAUCAGCCAGAUAAACCCUUGAGGUUUCCUCAAGUGUUACUUAAAGAAACAGGGAAAGAAAUUGAAGCUGCUGAAGAAAUAUAUGAUGCCAUAGACACAACCAUUGAAAAAUCAUCAUCAUCAUCAUCAGACGACGACGACAAUGAGGAUGAAGAUAAUGUUGCUCAACUUACAGAACCGGUCAGUCAGUCUUGAGAAAAUAGUAACAGUGAAAGUGAAGAAUCUCAAUGAGGCAAAACAAAUCACUGGUCAGACAAAACAGGCUGCAUCUCUUUCGUUGUUUAGUGUAUAUGAUUGUUACCUUCAUCUUAAUUUUGUGUAUAUUCUAAUACCUAAAAUGUCAUGGCAGUGAUUGGAAACUUGAUUCUCAAGGAUGACCAACAGUUAAUAUAUUAGUUUAUUUUAUAUCUUGUAA